AUGAAUCUCAACUUCACCUCCCCUCUACACCCGGCGUCUUCUCAGAGGCCCACGUCCUUUUUCAUCGAGGACAUCCUGCUGCACAAGCCCAAGCCGCUAAGGGAGGUGGCCCCCGACCAUUUCGCCAGCUCUCUGGCCUCUCGGGUGCCUCUGCUAGAUUACAGCUACCCUCUCAUGCCCACACCUACCCUCCUGGCUCCUCACCCCCAUCACCCUCUACAUAAGGCAGACCACCACCACCCUUAUUUCCUCACCACCUCGGGCGUGCCGGUCCCGGCGCUGUUCCCGCACCCCCAGCACACCGAGCUGCCGGGGAAGCACUGCCGCCGCCGCAAAGCUCGCACGGUUUUCUCGGACUCGCAGCUCUCCGGCCUGGAGAAGAGAUUCGAGAUCCAACGCUACCUGUCCACGCCGGAGCGGGUGGAGCUGGCCACGGCCCUCAGCCUGUCGGAGACGCAGGUGAAAACGUGGUUUCAGAACCGGCGGAUGAAGCAUAAAAAACAGCUGAGGAAAAGUCAAGACGAGCCCAAAGCGCCUGAUGGGCCAGAGAGCCCGGAGGGCAGCCCCCGCGGCCUAGAGGCCGCACCCACCGAGGCUCGGCUGGGCCUGCCCUCUGGCCCCUUCGUGCUGACCGAGCCGGAGGACGAAGUGGACAUUGGGGACGAGGGGGAGCUGGGCUCAGGGCCGCACGCGCUCUGA
This is a messenger RNA of Camelus dromedarius (Arabian camel), 699 nucleotides long. RefSeq names its product brain specific homeobox (gene BSX). Gene Ontology annotation, molecular function: DNA-binding transcription factor activity, RNA polymerase II-specific; DNA binding. NCBI's taxonomy places the organism in Eukaryota, Metazoa, Chordata, Mammalia, Artiodactyla, Camelidae. The record is from RefSeq and is a predicted model, not a curated record. Gene Ontology annotation, biological process: regulation of DNA-templated transcription. The transcript has 3 exons. Bases 1 to 699 code for a protein of 232 amino acids.